Molecule: messenger RNA, 5216 nt
Organism: Gadus macrocephalus (Pacific cod)
Lineage: Eukaryota; Metazoa; Chordata; Actinopteri; Gadiformes; Gadidae
Gene: unkl
Product: unk like zinc finger
Exons: 15
Coding region: 72-2306 (744 amino acids)
Molecular function (GO): metal ion binding
Source: RefSeq, a predicted model, not a curated record
GGGGACGGGCUCUGCUUGGUAUGCAAGCAGCAGGAUGACGCGCAUGCGUAUUGGAUUGUUUUUGACUGAAAAUGCCGUCGGUUUCGAAAACGGCGGCCAAUGCUUCUCCGCAAACCGAGAAGCCUACUCACUAUACUUAUUUGAAGGAAUUCAGAACAGAACAGUGCCCGUUGUUCCUCCAGCACAAGUGCACGCAACAUAGACCCUUUACCUGUUUUCAUUGGCAUUUUCUUAAUCAGCGGCGAAGACGGCCCAUACGAAGAAGAGAUGGGACUUUUAACUACAGUCCCGAUGUUUAUUGCACAAAAUAUGACGAGACAACAGGCAUAUGUCCCGAUGGAGACGAUUGUCCGUACUUGCACCGCACCACUGGUGACACAGAGCGCAAGUACCACCUCCGCUACUACAAGACGGGGACGUGUAUACACGAGACGGACGCCCGUGGGCACUGUGUAAAGAAUGGUCUGCACUGUGCGUUUGCUCAUGGGCCCCACGACCUCCGACCCCCGGUCUAUGAUAUCAGAGAGCUUCAAGCACAAGAGGCGCUCCAGAAUGGGCAGCUUGGGUCGGGCGAAGGUAUCCCAGACCUCCAGCCUGGUGUCCUGGCAAGCCAGGCCAUGAUAGAGAAGACUCUAACGGAAGACCCCCGAUGGCACGAUACCAAUUUUGUAUUAGCAAACUACAAAACGGAGCAAUGCACCAAGCCCCCCAGGCUGUGCAGGCAGGGCUACGCCUGCCCGCACUAUCACAACAGCAGAGACCGGAGAAGGAACCCCCGCAAAUACAAGUACAGGUCGACACCCUGUCCCAAUGUGAAGCAUGGGGAUGAGUGGGGCGAGCCCUCCAAGUGUGACAGUGGAGAUGGCUGCCAGUAUUGUCACUCCCGCACAGAGCAGCAGUUUCACCCAGAGAUCUACAAAUCCACUAAAUGCAACGACAUGAGGCAGACUGGCUACUGUCCAAGAGGACCAUUCUGUGCUUUUGCUCACGUGGAACGGAUCCCCUCCGCAGAGGAGACGAUGAGCUCCCUGCUGAGCGCCAUACAGUCCGGCUCCCAGUCCCAGCAGUAUUCCGAGUGUCCAAUCAGUGAGUGGAACAGCGGAGGCAGCUCCUCCACUCCUGCAGGCAGCAGCAACGGCCAGAUAACGAAUGAGGGACAUGGAGAUCAAAAGCUGAAUGACUCAGACAAGCAGCAGAACGCCGUGUUCUCCGCAGGGAACCCCUUAACGUGCAGCAUCACCUCCAGCGUCACAUCGAGCCUGGCUUCCAGCAUGGGCUCCGACAGCUCCUCGCCCACCACCCUGUCCACCAUGAACGUCAAGGCCACCCCCUUCUAUCCAGGGAGCAACACGGUCGAGUCCGUCAUUGGCUCGGCUCUAGAUAUUAACUUCAGUGACAUCAACGUCGCGUCUCUCGAACAAGAUCUGGAGGAGCAAGAGGACCAAGUGGGGUUUGCAAGUCAAAGGUUGCUCGCCGGAUCGGCCCCGGUUAACAUCCCGGGCUCCCUGGGCCGCUCCUCCUCCUUUAACUCCUCGUCAUCGCUCUCCACCUCGCCCAUGAGCUCCCUGUCCCAGUCCCUCUCCCAGUCCCUGCUCGGGGGGGUGGUCUCUCAGACCCCCCAUCAGCCCUCGUCCAUGUUGGCCAAGCAGGAGCACGGCCUCCUGGGAACCCCCACCUCCUCGUCCCAGAACUCCCUAGGUUUGAACGGAGCCGCCAGCAGCAUCUGGGACUUUGUGAGCGGCAACUUCUCUCCCAGCCCGUCGCCGGUGUUCAGCAGCCUGACAUCGGGGUGCAGCGGCGGCGGGGGGGACCUGGCCCGCCUCUUCAGAGAGCUGGACGAGGCCAAGAGGAAGCUGAAGCAGUGGGAGGAAGCGUGGCACCAGGUCAAGCAGGCGUGCGAGGCGUGCCAGAAAGACGCGCUGGAGGCGAAGGAGCGCGUGAAGUCGGCGGAGGCGGAGCGCCAGCUAGCGGAGCAGAGGUGGGAGGAGACGGAGCGCAGGCUGAAGGAGACCCAGGGGGACUUUGACGCUCUCUGCCGCGGCCCCGGAACGCCCCUCCUGCGUGGUCACGGGGACCUGGACCAGCUGCCCCUGUCCAAGCUCCACUCCAUCCAGAGCCAGCUGCGCAAGGACCUGGAGCUACUAGACGGGGUAAUAUAUCAGCUACAGUCAAAGAAAUGUAUAGUUUGCCAAAAGCAUGAUCGUUGCAUUGUACUGCAACCGUGCCAACAUUAUGUACUUUGUGAGAACUGUGCGCCUAGUAAAACAGAAUGUCCUUACUGUAGAACAAAGAUUUUAAAGUGGUGAUGUACAAUUAUACAAGGGUACUAUUUAUAGAACUAGCUUUUAGUAAAGAUAUAAAAAAAACGGAUUCACAUUAUGCUUAGAUUUUUCUAAAAUUGAUAUUUGUGUUUUGAUAGUAACUUGAUACACAUAUGAUUAAUGAUGUUUGACUGGUCAAAUAACUAUUACAAAUUGGGUAGUUCAAGUUUUUUGGGAAAUAGUUCUUUCACAUGAUGGAAGUCCAAUCACCCUUGCAUGCACUGAUACAAACACACAAAAUGUAUUCAUAUAUUAGUACUUUGAGGGAUAAUGGUCGGCCAAGUUAAUCAUUUUCAACAGUAUUUAUUCAUAUUGGCAACCAAAGUUGGCAAACCUACUCGAGCCCCAACCCAAGUAUCUUGGAGACAAAACAAUAUUGUGUCAUAGCUGGGCAAUAAUUUGAUUAGAGAUGGUCCACCAUCAUAUACUGCUCUUAGAUUGAUUUACAGACAAUGUUCCUAAAACUGAAAAAAACAACUAACAAAAAUAAUAUUUUUAAACAAGCCUACCAAAGACAUCCUUUUAGCUACUUUCAUGAUAAAGUUUAGUAGCACACUGUUUUGACUCAUCCCCUGGGGUGAUGUCUUCAAAGUAUUUGAAUAAUUUUAUCUCAGAAAAAUGCUAACUAAUGCUGCCAUAGUUUUUUCGCAUAUCACAAAUUGAAUCUUUUGAACCACAUCGACUACAAAAUAUAACUUUUCUAGACCCACUCAAAUUGAUUUCUAUAAUAAUUGAUAUGAUAUAUUAUCAAUUGUCUGGAUGAUAUAGCAGAGUAGAUGGAGCAUGAUGUAACAAAGUGUUUAUUAACUAAAAGGCCUAUUAUAUAAGUCAUUUGAGGGAUUCUUCCUGAAGCUACCGACCUCAGGAUGAAGCACACAGUGAAAGUAUUGUUGGUAUUUAGUUUCAGGAGUGUUGCUCUCUCUGGUUGGCUAUCUGUUAAGGGGACCAAAACUAAAUGUGCAUUCAGCACUAAAAUUAAAAAAAAACAAAAAAACAGCACCCUUAUUCACUACAUGCGGUACAAUACUCAUAAAUUGUUAAGAUUUACUGAUGUAGAAAUUGUGUCUUUUAUAUCAUCUUAAUGAAAUAUAGAAAAUUACAAAUGUAGCCUUUUUUCAGUUCCCCUUAGUCAAUUACUUUUUCAAGCCCACAUAUUUAGUAGCAAUCAUUUGUAGUAUGUGUAUACUAUACCCAGUCAAGCAUCAUUAUUUUGACCAACUUUCCAGAAGUUAUUUUUCUUUGUCGGCCUGGGAUGUAUAGACAUUUGCUUUAAGCUGCAUUGUAGGUUUAUAUUUUUCUUAAAUAAGCAAAUUUCUCGAAGUUUUGUGCAAACUGUGAAGCAUAAUGAUAUAGGUUUCCUUUUUAAGAUCAUGGUAUGUUCUCUCUCUCUCAUUAAAAAAAUAAUCUGUUAGAGGAGUUCAUAUUAGUUCCUAUUUUAAUCGGUAAAUGAAUACAAUUUCAAUCAAAUAAGUGCACAUUUAAAAUGCAAUUUUUAAGGCAUAACCAGCAGCUGUGAUCUCAGCAAGGCAGUUAUUCAAUCGGUCCUUUUUAACUCACGUAGAGGUAUAACCCUAUGUAUAGCCCUAGCUAUUAGUAUUGCGAAUGCCGGUUAUUGUGAAUCUCGUAGAUCGCCUACUGAUUGUGUCUAGGACAUAUCGGCCUCUCACUCUUUUAAGUGCCUUGCCUUUUAGAUUCCAAGCUCACGUCCAAGCAGUCAACGUGGUAGUCGGGCUCUCAUGCGCGGGUGCGAAACAUGUCUCUUUUUUAACGGCAGAAGAGAUCGUGUGCCCCUGCGUUACAGAGGAACGAUCCUCACUCAACUAAGUAUAUCUGUCGAUUUAUAAUAGUACAGAUUUAGUCAGCGCCCGUGGUCCGACUUCUACCCCUUUUGAUAUGCACCACACACAAACCUGUGUGGAGCUCGAUUGGUGCAGCUUCACCAUCAGUCUGCUAUGAAAACGUUUUUCAAGUAAACAUUUGGAAGUAUGCAAACACGUAAUAGGGACAAGACUAUUUUGAACAGUUAAGUGAUAUCUUUUUUGUCAGUGAAUGAAGAAUUCUGUGGUUAAAACUUGCUUGUUGCGUUAAUAAUUACGACCGUGUAUUGUGCUUAGGUUACUCUAAUUGAAACGACCUUCUACUGUGUAAAAAAAACUAAACGACAACAACUGCAUUUUCUUGCUUUAAGUUUGAUAGAAGAAAAUAACAAACAUGCCAUCUCCAGGUACACCGUUUGCUGUUUGCAAGGGUGGGAAAAUGAUUUGUUUACAUUCAAAAGGAUGGAAAUCAAUUGGCUCACGGGAGGGCAACCCUCAUAAAAGUUUAUGGUUAUUUUGUUUUUGUGUUGAUAUUAUAGCAUAUGAUCUAUUGCAUGUUAUAUUAUGCGAUUUCUUAACCAGCUUAAAAAAAAGGACAAAAAAAAUCGGUUUGCACUGUCACACUGCCAGAAUAUUUGUAAUGAAUCAGUUCUAGUGUACUAAAGGCUUAUUAACGUCACUUCUGCAAGCUUUGCUGCAACUAGAAACGGUAUUAUCGUAGUUUAUUGUAAUACAUUUUAGGUGUUUGAAUGUUGUGCAUAAAAAACUUGGAUAAAACGAAACAAAACUUUUCUAAACUAUGUUCUUUUUCAUCAGACUUGGCAAAUCUUAUGCUCGGUAUGUCUUUCUAAAUAGGCUGUCAUCCUUUGAUCAACUUAAAUCACUGCGAUUGACUUGCAGGUCUGCACUUAUGUAAUUAGCUAAAAGAAUGUUCAAAUCGUAUUCUCUUUGUAUUAUACCCUUCCGACAGACUGCAGCAUACGCAGUGCUAUCGGUCCACUUUUACAAGGGGAUGAUAAGCUAUUCUGUUUGGGCGUUUUCAGACAUCCAAGUUCAAGAUGUCAAAAAAUAAUAAUAA